Caenorhabditis briggsae is the source of this 501-nucleotide messenger RNA. Gene Ontology annotation, biological process: xenobiotic metabolic process. The transcript has 4 exons. The record is from RefSeq and is a predicted model, not a curated record. The coding region runs from base 1 to 501 and encodes 166 amino acids. Gene Ontology annotation, cellular component: cytoplasm; intracellular membrane-bounded organelle. Lineage: Eukaryota; Metazoa; Nematoda; Chromadorea; Rhabditida; Rhabditidae. Gene Ontology annotation, molecular function: heme binding; iron ion binding; oxidoreductase activity, acting on paired donors, with incorporation or reduction of molecular oxygen, reduced flavin or flavoprotein as one donor, and incorporation of one atom of oxygen.
AUGUGCAUAGAUCUAUGGUUUGGCGGACUUGCAACUACAACAAACACUACCACCUGGGCAAUCAGUUUUGUUCUUCAGAAUUUAGAAGUUCAGGAUAAGAUUCAUCAGGAAUUGGAUAGAAUCAUUGGAAGUGAUCGACUGAUAACAACUGCUGAUAAGAAUGACUUGCCGUAUUUGAAUGCAUAUAUCAAUGAAUCACAGCGAUUCACCAAUCUAGUCCCAUUGAACGUUCCACACGCGACCACUCGUGACACCCCGGAGCGAUUCCUAGAUGAAAAUGGAAAACUCAAAAAGGUCGAAGAGCUGAUUCCAUUCUCGAUUGGAAAACGGCAAUGUCUAGGAGAAGGACUUGCCAGAAUGGAGCUAUUUCUAUUCAUCUCCAAUUUUUUCAAUAGGUAUCAGAUUUCACCUUCGAAAAAUGGACUUCCAUCUAUGGACAAGAGCAGUAUCUCCAGAAUUGAGACUAGACUGUUUUCAGCCGUUUUGAAGCGAAGAAGAUAA